This is a messenger RNA of Porites lobata, 10464 nucleotides long. NCBI's taxonomy places the organism in Eukaryota, Metazoa, Cnidaria, Anthozoa, Scleractinia, Poritidae. The record is from the annotation of a GenBank genome assembly.
AUGCAAUGCGCGCCUCCCCCCUCACGUGACACUAAUCACACCAUUUUCAAUAUGGCGGACGAAGUGUUCCAAAGUGACACUAAAUGUUUAGAUCAGUAUGAUUAUUUUUUUCGUUCUGAUCUUCUUUCUGGUAAAGUGGCGUUUAUAACUGGAGGUGGCUCGGGAAUUGGUUUUACCAUUACUGAAGUGCUGAUGAGGUAAAAGACCCGUUUAAAGUUCACCUUAAUUAAUGUAACGGAAAGUGGAUCUGGUUUUUCCAAAAUUGAGCAAAACAUAAGCUUAAAAUGAAGAAUUUGUAAGGAAUUAGAAUUUAUAUCGGUAACUUAUAGGAAUUCCCAGUGUGCUGGGUAAUUUUCCAGUCAAAAGAAUGAAAUCGCUGAGGAGGUCCUUGACUAAAACUAGCUUGAGGAUUUUUCAUGUAGCAAUCCUGGAAAAUGGGGGUGGGGUAUUCAACUCACGUUGCAUAGGGGGCCGCUACGCUUACAAAGCUUCUCAGGAUUAGCUGAGGAAAUAGUAACAAACAACAGCAAUAAUGGACCUCAUCCCUAAGACAAUAGAAGACUGUCAUUCCCAGAACUACAAUUCUUUUUUACCUGUGCCUUGGAUCAAGAUGAACGUUCUGUUUUUACUCUGCCUGUGCCAUACCUUGGAUCAAGAUGAACAUUCUGUUUUUAUUCUGAAAGACCCCGCCCCCUCCCUGUGGAUGAGCAGAUUCCUACCACCUCACUUUCCUUUCUCAGGACCCUUUGAAAAAAGUUUGCUAUCCCUUUCCCACCCUCAUUUUUUGUCAGUCCCUUUGAAAACAGACUACAACUAGUUACCUGCUGAUAAGGGAAUUGGAAUAAAAGUGAAAUGCUUUGGCUGAUUCCGAAACAGGAAUUCUGCUAAUUGCAGACUUCCAGCUUGCUAUGCAUCCUUGGACAUUUGAAAUAAUAACCUUUACCAACUUACAAACAUGGUAGCCAUUGCUCUUUCACGUUAUCCUGGAACCAGCCAGAGCUCUUGAUCCUUGGCAUUUGCAAAAAGGAUCACUACUCUGGGAACAAGAUUGACAAAAGAGCUGCAUGGAAUCAAAGAUCCAAUGAAAUUAGAGGUGCAUGAAUGUUUUAUUAUUACAGACAGCCGUUGGACCCUUUUAGUAUCCUCAAUAGCAAGAUCAGUCUGUAAUACUGGAAGACUAUCUCAGUGAAAUGUCUGUGAUUUAUUUUUGUCCAUAUUGUCAGAGUGUCCUUAAUAUCACAACGACGUUAAACAUGGACAACAGGACUAAUAACACAUGCACAGUACAAAUGACUUAAUUAAAUUAUCCUCUCAAGACACCUAAUCCAUUGGCUCUCCACAUUGUGACAGUAUCUGGAGUGGAUCUUGGGGUGGAUCACCAAAUCACUAAGCUAAUUUCAAAAUGAUGACUGCAACAGAAGAGUUGUAAGCAGCAAGUUGAUGGCUGUGUAAAAUGGCUUGGAGUUCCAACAUAGUCAGGCAUACUAACAAUUUUUAACAAAUAAAUAAAAUGAUAAUAUUGCAUUCCUGUUAACAGGCAUCAGUGUGCUACAGUGAUUGUAGGUCGAAAGUUUGACAGGCUUAGAAAGGUAAGUUUUUCACUUUGCAAACGUUAUUUGCAUAAUUUUAAAUACUGAUUUCCAAGUUACUGAGAUGGUAGUUAAGAAGUUACACUGAGAUCGUAACUAUGGUCAUGAAAGUCUCCAUUGAUGUUGUAUGACCACCUGUGUGGAUCCUGACCUUUUAAUGAUCAUAGACUACCUUGACACAGACUGUUACUUGUGAGGGGGAGGGAUCUUCCAAGUUUUCUAAAAAAAGGUACUGAGAUCCUCAUGCAUCACUGAUAUACUCAACACCCAUGUAGGUGCAUGCCGGGUCUGCACAAUCUGUGAGCCAAUGAACCAUGCGAGCCAUGAGAAAAAAAAGAGUUUUAUGAAAUUUUAAAUGCAUGAAAAAAUAAUGUUUCCUGCUUAGUUCUGAGGUUUUGCUGAUGGAAUAUUUGCAGAGUUACACAGUAUUGAUUGACUUUCACCGAUUAGGGUUAAGCACUCAGUUUACUGACUAGGGUUAAGCACUUGCUUUACGGAUUAGGGUUAAGCACUGUUUAAGGUUAAAAACGUUUUUAACAGAUGAGUGUUAAGCCCUCUUGGGUGUUAAACAAUGGCUACCUUCCAUUUUUUUUUCAUAUUUACUGCUUUUUCAAUUUCUUUAGCAUGGCUCACUGGCUCACACUGUGUCCUAACUCAUGCAUGCUCCUUGUACCUCUUGUGACUUAAAUUUUGUAAUUUAUACCUUUUAUUACCUGUGCAGGCGGGAGGGAUCUUUCAAACCAUACUCAAAUGAGCAUGAUUGAGUUAGUAGAACAGGCCAGAGUAAAAUGCCAAAAAAAUGUUACGUUGACCUGAAAACUCUACUGAAAAGUUUAAUGUUGUUCUACUACCCACCAGCACUUUAAAUUCCUCCUCAGGGUUUCCUCUAGCUAAAUGCUUAAUCAACAAAAAGGGUGGGAAGGAAAACAGAUAGGGAGAGAAACUAAAAGGUAUAGGAAGAAAAACCGAUAUCACCCUGAAACCCAAAAAUUUCUUUUAAUUUUGCCCUCUGAUUAGCAAAUAAUUUAUUAUUCAUCAUAAUUUUCCUGUUAUAUUGUCAUUUUAGGCUGCCAAGAAGCUGGAGGAUCUGACAGGACAGAAAUGUGUCCCAAUAAAAGUUGAUGUUAGAAAGGUAAUUUGUCUCCUUUAAAUCAGUGUUAUUAUGAUAUUGGCUAUGAAACACAAGUUUUUUUUGAACAUCCUAUACUGGGAUAUACAUGUAUUGGUGCAUGCACAAAGUGAAGGACCCUUUUUUUGUCAGGUCAAUGAAAUAGAGAAAAUUAUACGAGUCAUUUAUUACAGCUGGCACAGCUGAGUGAGCAUUAACUAUAUCUGUGCUAGUUUGUUAAAUGCUAGGUAAAUGAAGUUGAAGCAGCUGUGGACAAAGCUCUGGAACUGUUCUCACGAAUAGACAUCUUGGUCAAUGGUGAGAGUGUGAAUAUUUUCACAUAUUUUUCCAUUGUAUUCAGUUGCCGUCUUUUUAUAGUUAAUAAAAUUAUUGAAAUUCUAUUAAAUUUAAAUCGCUGCACUUUGUUCAUUUGCUUUAAAUAAAUGCAUAUUGAUUCUAAGGUAUCCCCUGUUUUUUGUGCAAAACUCUCCUAGACAGGUUCUUUUUUUAGUUGUGUUCGUCUCAUCAGCUUUAUAGUAGUGUCUGCUAAAAUGAUUCGUUUAAAGAUACGUUGGAUAAAGUUUCUUAAAAGGUCAUGAGAGGAGAUUGGCAUUUCAGCUCAAGUAUGGUUUGAAGCUUUCAACGGUCCAUGCUUGGCUGAAUUCAAACAAUGGCCUUCUGGUCAGAUGAUGAAUUUGGUCCCCAUAUUUCGGUCACUAAGGCUUGGGGCUCGCCAUGCAUAUAAAUGUGUUUAUCCAGAAAAAUUUAAGUUUGGUCAUUAUUAGAGUAGCUUUCACGAAAGUGUAUGGAUUUCUGCACUAUUUAUUAAGGCUGAUUUGCACAAGCAUAAAACAAAAUGUUGAUAUGUCCAACAGUCUAUAUGUGAGCCUCCCGAAUGAAAAGGUUUCCUUCUUUGUGCACCCCUUUUCAGAACUAUAUUCAGGGACAAAAAAUUUCCAGACGUGCUUACAUCUAGAAAAAGCACCAACUUCUUACUCCUGGUGGAAGAAUUUGAGCUAAUACAGCAGCGUAACUACCACAUAAUUUUUCAAAAAAAAUCAGAAAAUAGAAUAAGCUCAAACCAAUGCAAGAACAUAAAUGACUAUAUGAAGGACUUUCUCCCCAGUAUCUCUGAUUGUAGAACUCUGUAUAGGCUUGGGAACUUGGGAAUUUUUCAGUAUGUCAUCUGAAGUCUUUGGAUACCCUCAGGUGUGAUUGGGUGACGUCUACAAAAAAUCCAAUAGAACUGUCAGUGAAAAUAAAAAUCUAAUGCCUUAAUGCCCCCUAAGAGCCCUGUGUACAUACAGGUGUUUUAAAACUGGUUUGAGUCAAGUUGUCAUGUCUAGUGCUUGUGCUAUCCUGGUUUAUACAUAGAACAUUUGACUAUGCAAGCAUAUGUCCAAGGCACCUCAGAAAUAAGAAAUAAAUCAAAUGUACUUUCAGUGCUUUAUGUAUCUCAAGCAAAUGUGAGAUCAAACUAAAAGAGCGUGUUACCAUAACUUUUAUUUCACAGUUGUAGAGAAAAAAACUCAUGAUUACUUUGGAUUUUUUUCCUUUCAGGAGCAGCAGGAAAUUUCCUUUGUCCAGCAAGCAAGCUCUCUUAUAAUGGAUUGAAAACAGGUACCUAAGUUAAGUACACGUAGAUUCAAGGCAAGUAAAAAAGGUUUGCAAUCUCCUCAUUAGCGAGUGUAGUGUCCUCAUUAGAGAGAGUCUGUAAUAGAGGGAGUUUAUAUCAGUCAAACAUCUGCAAUUCAUUUUUGCCUGCGUUCUAGCUGCUGUCCAUAUUAUCAGGGUGUCCACAAUGCAAGAGUUGACUGUACAUACAUUUUGCUACCAAUAACAUUUAUUCUUCUCUGCUACUCAAUUAACUAGCAUCCUGUGGUAUUUUUUUUGGAAAUUUAGCUCUUAUUAACCGAGCUAGGUCGAUUUGUAUGGGAGAAUCUUGACCGAGGUCAUACGGUUGAACGUCCAUAAAGUCCUGAAAUAAUAUGCAGAAAAGAAAGGAAAAUUACACCUCUAUUAAGCAGCGACCUCCAUCAAGUGACUGCUGCCACCUUUUUGGUCAUCCCUGACUGAACAAGAGUUUUUUUAUUGCUGUCCUCUCCUCUUAAUGGUCAUCAAAUUCUAGAUACACUUAGUUUGGCUUUGUUUUGGAAUAUAUAUCAAUAACAAUUAUAAAGUCUUGUUUCUGAUGAAAAUUGUACUAAAAUAAUAAUUAUUAUUAUAUAUUAUAUUUGAUGAGCCUCUAUUGAGUGGCCAACCUCCAUUAAGCAGUGACUUGCCGCUACCCAGAGAGUGGCCUGCACCUAAUGGAGUUUCAAUUGCAGUAGUCUGUUAACAAAUUAAGGUUCUCCCAGUGUUUUUGGUGACUGGUGCAAUUUUGUUCUUUCCUUGCAGUUAUUGAUAUAGACACGCUUGGAACAUUCAAUGUGAGCAAAACGGUUUAUAACAAAUUCUUCAAGGUAUUAAUGAUUAAAUGGAUUAUUAAUUUAAAAGAUUAUUUCUCUGCUCAAGAUUAUUCAGAAAGUUGUAGGGUGUGUUCUGUUGGUAUGAUCUGGGUUAGGAUCAGUAAUUCAAGGUGAAUCAUACCACAUCAAAGGAACCAUCGAAUCCUCCCUGGUAAAGGAUUCAUUGGUUCAUUUGAUGUACCAGUGAUCUCAGAUCACUGAUCCUGAUCCGGAUCAUCCCAAAGGAAGUUACGUACCUAUACACAGUUUCUUGUAUUUUUUAUGUGUACAGAAGAAUGGUGGUGGAAGCAUCAUCAACAUUACUGCUACGCUUCAGUACAAUGGAACUCCUUUCCAGGUGUGUGGUUGAAUUUUUUGUGGUAGUAGUAGUUACUGAUUUAUUUUUUCAGCACAAUGAUUAUGUGGGAAAUCAAGCAGACUUAAGUAAUAUAUUAUAUUAUUUUACUGGAAAACUAUUUUCACUGCAGAAUAGCACUUAACAGUCACAAUCCAGUCUUUAUGCCUUUUAUAAUUCAUUUUUUUUAGUUGAAUUAAAGUUGCACAGUUCAAGGCUCUUUGAUUUGCACUUUUUUCUGUCGUUAUCAGCUAUUGUAGGCUUUUCUAGCCAUUUUAGGCUCUUAAUUAAGUUAUCCAAGUAUCAAGUUCUUCAGUCGACUGCAAAACUGUUACUCUUUUAAAAAACGUUAUAGAAAAUAACUCCCAAAGGUUAUAGUGUCCAUUGUAAAAGCAUAAAUUCCCACAGAGCAUUUGAGGGUAAUAUAAACAACUACUUUUUAUCGCAUCUCCCUAAUCUCAGUCAAUAAUUUCUCACUUUCUACAGUCCUUUUGUUCAAAGGUCAUGCUCAUUCUUCAGGUUAAUUCAGUGAUAUAGGGAGCUUAAACAAGUAUCAACAAUGGCGACGACGGUAGUGAAAACGUCACUAAACAAAAUGAAUUUGCCUUCUUUCAAACUUUAGCGCGUCUAUUUGGACCUGCUCAAUAUGUCAAAUGUAGGCGAAUUUUCGUGCAGUUGAAUUGUUAAGGACUUUAUAUCCAGGCUCAAAAAGAGAAAGGAAAAUUGAUCAUCGCAUGUCCACGUCCUCCAAAAAACGUCGCAUGAGAAGGUUUCACGUCGUAGUCGUGCAGUAAUCGUCAAAGAAAUGUACAGAAUAGAUUGAUGCACGUGCAGAGCUGUGAUUUUGCUGAAAAUAACUAUUUUUUUGGCGUUGUCAUUGUCUUGUCGUGGUGGUGGUUGCUUAAUCUCCCUAUUACUAGUGGCAGAUCCAGGGGGGCUGCCUCCCCCCCGCUAUCCAAAGGACUGGAUCCACCACUCAUUACUGUAUCAAGUCAAGUUGUUCAGGGUCCAAAUUAAGAAACGUUUUGUUUUACAACACUAGACCAUUUUUAAAAACAAUUGUAUAUAAGACGAAUGUAAAUGUAUAGUAUAGGAAGUCUCACUUGACUUGUUGUUUUAAAAGUUUGAUUCUUCCUUUAGUGUCAUGCUGGAAGUGCUAAAGCAGCAAUUGGUAAGUAAAUAUACAACUAUAUUAAAUUUGUAACCGGCCAUUGUGGCAGUGAAGCUAAUAAAAAUAUAACGAAAGUAAUUGAACACCCCAUUUCCCUGCCAGUUAUCAUUUUCGUAUCUCCUCUCCUGUGUCUCACAUCAGUGCAUUUUGGCUUGCUCUUACCGGUUGUUUCGCUGCAUAUCAAAGUCAUAUCGCUACAAGUCGACGCUUCGCUGCGUAACGCGGCAGCCUUCCUUCUCGCGUCAGUUGAGAAAAUUAGCAAAUAACUUUGGCUUUAGCGUUGUUGUUUAAAAUAUAUAUUAACCUUAAGAUUGUAUUAGCGUGACUUAUAUUAAACUUAAUGGCACUUUAAGAGCCGUUUGUUCGUUAACUUAAUGCAUGACAAGUUGGAGACUACAGGAAUUCCCUACACGAGUGCAACUGAGAUCUUCAUUCUAUGGUACCACGGAGAUUUAAGUGGUCUACUUGUACUACCAUCCCCACCCCUAGUUAGUAUUAUCCCUCCGUGUCGAUACCUCUUGUAUUGGAUUUGUUCCAACUAACUUGCGGAAACUAACCUGAUGAGCUCUGCCUGGUGACUAGGGCUUCACAGUGGCGAAACGACCGGACACUAACUAUGGGUUUACGGUCAAGUCGCUCGAAAUCAGAGUUAUGUCGCCCGAAAUUUGUAGUCAAGUCGCCUGAAAUGCUGAGUUAUGUGGCUCGAAAUUUUAUCACGCUCACUCAUUUUCCUUUAACUCUCAUCCUUUUUUCGUGCAACUUGACAGGUUACCUAGCACUGCCCUUCUCAGAGCUUCUCUCCCUCUACACUCAGUUUCCUCUAACUCCCAUCCUUUUUUCGUCUUUACCACUUUGGAAAUAUAAUAAUUCAUCUUUAUUUUGUGGUUUAUUUUUGACCACCAGAGGGUAUGAUGAGACACCUUGCAGUUGAGUGGGGACCAGAUGGUGUUCGAGUGAAUUGUAUAUCACCAGGAGCUGUGACAGACACUGAGGGGUUUCGUAAACUUGGUUAGUUUCAUUUAUCUACUUCGAAUGGGAAAAAAUAAAGCUUUUCCUCCCCCACCCCUACUAAGAAAUGUUGUGCCGCUGUUCAAGUUAGCUGUAGGAAACAUCAAACACCCCGACUUUGAAAAGGAGUGUUAGGCAAGGAGCCCAGACUGUUGUGUUCUCUUAAGUAUAUUAAUCUAUUUGACGACAGUUUCUGAACAAUUUUGACUGAAAUAAGUGACUGAAAUGUCCACAUGAAUUGGCUGUCAACAAUUCGAUAACUGUGCCGGACUAGUCAAGGAAUUCAUUGGAAUUAUUCUUGCUUCUGGAAAGGAUGGUCUAAAAGUUUCCCCUCAGCCAAACUGAAAAACUUUUCUAAUGCGUUUCUAUUUCUCUAGUUGUUUAUAGUUGACACUAUAGUUUACACUCGCUUGUGCUUUAAAGCGGCCUCCCUCUUAAUGGACACCUCUAUAAGACGGACAUGUCCCUAAGACGGACUCUAGGUGCCGUUCCCAAAGGUGUCUGUCUUAGAAAGACUUGACUGUAUUGUAAAGUACCGGUAACUAAAAAUAGCAGUACAGGGGCAUAGCUAGGAUUUUUCAAAGGAGGGGGGGGGGGAAGGGGGUCACACUGUGUCACACCCAGGGUACUUACCAGAUUGGUAUGUCGACAUCUAUGCCCUGUUUUACUAAAAGUUACAUUUUUUCGGAUGAGCAGUGAGCGUGGGGGGAGGGGCAAGCCUACAAACCUACAAAAUAGCUGCAUAGAUGAAAUCCACGUAACAUAAACUACUCUAUACUCUCUAUCUCGCGUUUUCGGCAGCUGCGACGGGGUUGUUCAAAGCGGGGUUAAGAUAACCCAGGGUUUGUGUGAAAUUAAAAAGCAAAUUUAGUUUAAUUCCUUUGGUCUGCAAUUUGGUGCUUGGAUGCUCUAAAAAGAACCGGGCAAUUAUCCGAGGAAAUGCUUUUACACAAAAGAAAAAGGAACCGGAUUAAAAUUUGACCCCGGGUUGGCGCUAACUGAUCUUCGAACAACUGGGCCCUGAAUCAUAGGGACAUAAAAUAACUAUCACACAAAGGGGGAGGGGGGAUCACAGGCACCUCAGGACCCCCCUAGCUACGCCUCUGCAGUAAACUUUCUUUAAGGUCUCGGUAAAGGAAAACGAGGUGCCCACAGAAAAAAAUUCUAGUCACGCGAGUAUUUUCGCUACAAAGGCAAGUUAUAUAUCAAAUUAAAGCUAAAAGACUAAAUUACCUUAUAAAAGAUUUUAUUUCAUCGAAUUUCAAAAGGCGCUUAAGUUUUUUGCUCUCGAAUUCAGAGGUAUCGAGUUUACUGCUGAAGCUCCAGCCCUUUCGCGUUGUUAAAUAUUCACUUCCUUUUUAUUGCAUCUGAUUGACAGAUAAAAGACCUAAAAAAGGGUGUGAGGAAUUUUCCGAUUUCCCUUUGUAACUCAUUUUAUGUUAGUUUCUUUGCGUAAAUCGCGCUCGAGAUUCGACUUUUUAGUUUGAAAUGCAAUAAUUCCGCUAAUACGAGACAUAUGCAAAUUUCCUCACACCCUUUUUUAGGUCUUUUAUCUGUCAAUCAGAUGCAAUAAAAAGGAAGUGAAUAUUUAACAACGCGAAAGGGCUGGAGCUUCAGCAGUAAACUCGAUACCUCUGAGUUCGAGAGCAAAAAUCUUAAGCGCCUUUUGAAAUUCGAUGAAAUAAAAUCUUUUAUAAGGUAAUUUAGUCUUUUAGCUUUAAUUUGAUAUAUAACUUGCCUUUGUAGCGAAAAUACUCGCGCGACUAGAAUUUUUUUCUGUGGGCACCUCGUUUUCCUUUACCGAGACCUUAAGUCGUCGCGCAUUUUCGUGACAUUGUCACUGAAGGAAGUCGACUUUUAGAGGGGCCUAGCCACAAGUACAGAAAACUGGUUAGAAAGUUUACUUUUUAAAGCAAUACGCACGGAGGUAUAGGUCCUCGUCGGCAUAAUAACCUAGUGGUUUUACACCUGUAUAGUAAAAACCCGCAACUAACAACCUGGUUUUUAAGAACCUGUAAGGCUAAAAUUUGCCAGUUAGGCGCCCUCAAUACGAGAACCUGUUUAGCUUAAAACCGACUAAAAUUUGUAACGAGUCCUUAUUUUCUAAAAAUCUAUAGAAAAAAUUCUGUACACUUAGGCAAAUAAGAUAAGUCAGCAUUCCGAAUGUUGUUUGGAGACAUAGGUCCCUUUUCACUCUAAUUACUAUGUAAUGUAUACAGGUUUUAUAUAAGGAAUGAGCUGAAUAUCGCUAAAUACUCUAAGUUACACUACAUUUUCUUUCUCCAGAAAAUAAGGACCUUUUUAAGAAUUUAAGUAGCCUAAAGUUGUGCUAAUUACCAUUUCUGUAAGAACCUGUUUUGGCUAACUUGAGAAAAUGCAGGUUCUUAGUUGAGGGUUUUUACUGUAUGAGCUUGAAAUUUUCCUGGCUUCUUGUCGGGUAGGUCACCAAAAUGCAUGACUCCGAGAUUCCGAGGGAAAAUACAAUACCGUACAGAGACAAGACUAAAAAGGUUAAAAGUUAAUUUUAGAAGUUGUGUAGGAGUUGUCUGUACAAAAUUGCGUUUAUUUUAACAGGGGGUAGGCAUAUUCCACCAAACUAUGAAGAAAAUGUACCUUUACAAAGACUUGGCUCUCGCCGGGAUGUGGCAGACGCUGCACUGUUUCUAGCCAGCGGUGCUUCAGCUUACGUCACAUCUAAUACCUUAAUAGUGGAUGGCGGCAGCUGGAUGACAGUUCCUGUAUCUUUGAAAACGAUGAAGUCGAUGAAGGCGAUCAGCAAGCUGUGA